AUGAGCGACACCACCACCCACACAUGCUACAUUGAUUCGCUAGACAGCCUUCAGGAAGCCAAGCGGUUCUUCAACAAGAACCACGAAAAGUAUGGGGAGAUUGUGUUUAGCAUCACCGGCUGCGACCAACUAGUUGCAGCGCCUACGCUCUUGGCCGCUGUCAAUAGAGCCAAGAAGAAGGCCAAGUCCGAUAAGCUGUCCAUCGAGGGUCUCCCUCUUCUCCAAGAGUUGAAGGAGAGGGCCGAGGAGCUGGAGCGGAAGCUGCGGGUCUUGGAAGCGAUAGCUGACACCGAACACAACGACGAAGACAAUCAUUUCAUAGGUGACCCUGAUGCCCACACUACUACUUACCAUCACACCACCGAUAUGCAGAGACUCUUGAGUUCUGUCCAAACGAUGGACAUCAACGCGUUCCACGAGCUCGACAAGGAUGUUGAUGGAAACAUUAGAAGAUUUGAGCACCACCGUGCUAUGUUUGAGGACACUAAGAUGGAAGCAAAAGAAAAGUGGAUCCCCAGUGUUGAGAAUGAGUUGUACGGUGACGACGAGGAGGAUGAAGACGACGACGAGGAGGAUGAAGGCGACGACGAGGAGGAGGAUGAAGGCGACAAGGAGAAGGAUGAAGACGAGGAGCAGGAUGAAGACGACGAGGAGGACGAUGAAGACGAAGACGACGAGGAGGAUGAAGAUGAGUUGUACGGCGACGAGGAGGAGGAUGAAGAUGAGUAG
Molecule: messenger RNA, 729 nt
Organism: Aegilops tauschii subsp. strangulata
Lineage: Eukaryota; Viridiplantae; Streptophyta; Magnoliopsida; Poales; Poaceae
Source: RefSeq, a predicted model, not a curated record